ACACGUCCUAGUAAAACAUUUAUCCUGGCUAAAGGGCAGAGUGAGCCUCUAAAACUCUGUUCCAGUGUUUAGAGAGGCCGAAUAGAGGCGAGCUUUGUGUCACUUUGCCAACAUCUUUCAGUGUGUGUCCAGAGAGCAGUGGGAACAGCAGCAAUGAGACAGAUCAACGUGAAGCAUCACGUUCCUUUCUCAGCUGUCUAAGACGUGGACCCUGAGGGAUUUUCUUUAAUGAAUCACCCAUCGCUUCUCGACACCAUGACGUACAACUGGAGGAUUGUAUAAUUCUCCCCGAAGGACGGAUCCUCUCGUCUAGUCGAGCAUCGUGGAAGAGUCGCAGAGGUAACCUCACGCUACCCAAGAUCCCAGAGUCUAACAUGGCUCUCAGCGUGCUGGGAGUUUUCCUGGGAUUGCUUCUGGAAGUUUCUGCUCACGGACCAUCCAGUGUUCCCAGGACUUCAUGGAGACAUGAAGAGGUGAGCUCGGUGGAGUUCUCCGAGCCAGGCGUGUUUAACUACUCCACUCUGUUGCUGAGUGAGGAGCGAGGUGCGUUGUACGUCGGGGCCAGAGAGGCUGUCUUUCAGCUCGACCUCAAGGACGUGUCAGUCAGACGUCACCAGGUGCUGUGGAAGGUUCCAGACCGUGACAUGAGAUUGUGCACCUUAAAAGGGAAAUCUGAAGAGACGGACUGCCAGAACUACAUCCGGGUUCUUCAGAUGUUGGAUGAAGAGCAUCUGUACGUGUGUGGAACCCAUGCGUUUCAGCCGCUCUGUGAUUACUUGUCUUUAAAAGACUUCACGCUGAUGGGAAAGCAGGACGACGGUAGAGGGAAGUGUUCGUUCGACCCGACUCAGAGUUUUACCACGGUCAUGGUUGACGGCGAGCUGUACUCAGGGACGGCGUAUAACUUCCUGGGCAGCGAGCCGAUCAUCUCCAGAUUCUCACGUCCUCAGAGCCUGCUGCGUACGGAGUACUCUACAUCCUGGCUCAACGAGCCCAGCUUCGUGUUUGCAGACGUGAUCCGAGAGGGAAGCAACAGUCCAGACGGAGACGACGAUAAGAUUUACUACUUCUUCACAGAGGUCUCGGUGGAAUACGAGUUCUUUGGCAAGCUUCUGAUUCCCCGUAUAGCCCGUGUGUGCAAGGGGGAUUUAGGAGGUCAGAGGACUCUGCAGAAGAAGUGGACAUCCUUCCUGAAGGCUAAGCUGGUGUGCUCCAUGCCUGAGCUCAAUUUCGUCUUCAAUGUCGUCCAUGACGUGUUCAUAGUUAAAACACCUGACUGGAGAGAAACCGUCAUCUAUGGUGUCUUCACCUCACAGUGGGGGAACAUGGGCCUCUCUGCCGUGUGCGCAUACAACAUGACAUCAGUGGAUGAGGUGUUCUCCAAGGGGAAGUACAUGCAGAAGGCCAUGGUUGAGCAAUCCCACACCAAGUGGGUCCAAUACAACGGCAUCACACCCUCUCCCAGACCCGGAGCGUGCAUUAACAACCAGAACCGCAUGCAGAACAUCAACAACUCCUUGCUGCUACCCGAUAAGACGCUGCAGUUUGUGAAGGACCACCCGCUCAUGGCCGACCCCGUGCUGCCCAUCGGCCACGGGCCACGCCUCACCGCCAAGGACGUCAACUACACACAGAUCGUCGUGGAGAGAGUCACCGGCCUCGACAACAUCAUCUAUGAUGUCCUUUUCACUGCCACCGAUAAAGGGUUUCUGCACAAGUCUGUGGUGUAUGAAGGGGGCUCACACAUAAUAGAAGAAAUCCAACUGCUGAAAAAUCCACAACCAAUCAAAACCCUGCUGCUGUCCACAAAAGAGGGCAGCUUCCUGUAUGCAGGUUCAGACUCGGGUGUGGUCCAGGCUCCCACUGCGUUCUGUGACAAAUACGUGACCUGCAUGGACUGCAUUCUUGCCCGUGACCCGUAUUGUGCCUGGGACACACGCGCUGCUUCCUGUAUUAACAUUUUCCAGAAGCAGGAUAACACACAGCACGGGAAGUUUAUUCAGAACCUGAAAGGAGAUGCAGACGAAUGUCCAUCAGUGAGACCACGCUCUAUAGCCAGGCCCCAGGAGAUGGUGGUAAAGCCAGGCAGUUCGGCAGAGCUGCCGUGUACCGUCCGCUCAAACCUGGCGCAGGUAUUCUGGAAGGUCAAUGGCAACAUCCUGACCGAGUCGGCCCACUUCCUCCUGAUGGGCGACUCGGGGUUGCUCAUCUACAGCGUAGCUCCACAGAACCAGGGCCACUACGAGUGCUGGACCAUCGAGUCCGCUGCCGGGAAGAACUUCACCCAGCUGGUGACCUCCUACAGUCUCCAACUGGAGCUUCCUAAAAUCUCACCCGUCCCCAAUUCUGAUGCGUCCACAUCACGCACCACCACAACGGCAGCACGAGGUAAUAACGGCAACAGUAACACCGCAGGACCUUCUCCACUAACGCCAUCCACCCUGUCCAGUGUGCCUCCGCCCCCACUAACCCGCCCCGCUACCACAGCUAAUGUCCACAGUGCAAAAGCAGACACUAAACGUUAUGUCCCUCCACAAAAUGGCGAUCCACGAGAUCAAGGACUGGAGAUCAAGGAUCCUCGUGCGACAUACCUGCAGUACGACAACAGUAAAGCACUACUGUUCCUCUUCCUGCUCUUCUUCCUCCUUUUCCUGUUCGGUCUGGCGUAUAACUGCUACAUGCAGUACCUUCCAGGUCCAUGUCUGAGGCUCCGUGCCGCCAUACUCGGCUCACAGAAGAAGCCGCAGCGCGAGUACGCGGUCUGUGAGGCGGGAUUGAUGGAAGUGUUGCCGGAAAAACGCGACCAGAACGAACCGCCACAUCAGAACGGAGCCCUCAGAGACACGGGAUACGAAACAGAACCAGAGUGCAGAAACAGCAAAAUUACAUCGAAUGGCUACGACGAGGACAAUAGCGCCUUGAAACAAGGACCAUUUGACAUAAAUUGUGACUCGCAACCAAUCGAAUACGCAGACGCCGAUAAUGGAAACUAGCAAAAGAGAAAGAAGAGAUGACUUUUAUUCAUCUUGUAUACCGAUGUUUGGAUAGAGUUCAUAAAAUGUCACACACUGAAACAACUACUUUUGUUUUUAUUUUUUUAUGGUCUUGCUGUCUCACUUUUUUUUUUUGGACAAUCCAGUUUGACAGCAUCAGUUUUUUUUUUUUUGUUUUUUUUGUGUAGAUCAAAAAAAAAAAAUCCACUUGAUUCCAAAUUGGAAAAACAUGGUUUUACCAAAUUGGUAAGUUAAAGCAAUGUUUUCCAAAUUGGAGCAAUUUUUUUUUUAGGUGGGCAGGGACUGUUUUCUCAUUUUUAUCCGUCCGUCACUCUGCCUACAAUCUGUUGCGUUGUUGCGUGUUGCUCAGGGACAUUGCUUGUACUUUGCCAAAUCUUUCCAGAUCAGCACAUGAAGGAAGGAAUCAAGAGCCGCUAUAAAAAUAAUUUUAAAACCCAAAAAACCGGAAUGCUGGAUGGAUCGAUGAGCUAACACAGACAUCGUGAGGAAAAUCGUUCCUCGUGGAUGCAGAAAUCUGAUUUAUAGAAGACUGCAGACGAAAAUGCAACAGUAUUUUAAUUUUUUUCAGUGAGACGCAAAAUGUAUAAAGUUUAAGCAUUUUGGGGGUUUUUUUUGGUUCUGUGAAAUUGAGUCCUGAAUGAACAAGCUGGUGUUCCAGGCUUGGUUCUUGUUACCCUGUGGUUCUUACAAGAACUUGAGUUUCUCUCUAACAACCCAGAUCCCGGAGAACCCGUGUGUCCUGUCCAAACGGCGUGUUAGAGCAGGAAUAUGCAAAGAUGUACAUGACACAGGUUCUGCAGGACCAGGGUUAUCUGUUUUAGAUCUUGAAGAUUAUUUAAGUACAUAAUUAGUGAAGUGGUAUUUUGAAUGUUUUUUUUUUCUUUUUUACUAACAAUCUGAAUUUUUCCAUCUCACCUCCGUGUGCGUUGGUUGUUUUCUGAAUUUCUUAUUGUGCCCUCUCUCUCUGUGUCUUUUCCCUGUCCACUCCUCCCUCUCUCCCUGCACAGCUUGUUCAUCUUUUCCUUCCUCCUCCUCCUCCUCUUCAGUAUGGAGAGGUUUGGAGGGUGGAGGUGCUCGUCUGCUCCCCCCACUGCUGAGUGAGCAGUCCUGGGGUGUUCACUCCCACCAGGCCUUCCUCCUGUUCUGCCUGGCUGUGGGUGAGUGGUACCUUUGACUUCUGCAGUCUGCCUGACCUGCUUGCAGUCUUUCAUGCUCGCUGUUGUGGUGGUUUUUUCCUCCCCCUCCCUCUUUUUCCUUCACUCCUCCCCCCCCAUCCUGUACCGUUAUCUGGAUCUGUUCUCCUAAACCUGGUCACGAUACUCCACAAAAGUGCUUCCUUUCCUUCCUGUCUGUAUUUGUCUUUUCAUCUUUCUUCUCGGCACGGCUGCUUAGAGCUCUCUUUAAUCCAUAAAAGGUUCUGUUAAACUUUACGGAGACGAGGAAGCAGUUGUGUAGUAUUGACACAAUUCAGAUGCUCGUGGAUGAGUGAUGCAUGUUGCCAAAUCUUUUGCAAAAACACUCCCAUCACUGCGUUUAUACCUGGAGCAGUCUGUGUUGGAACAUUUUGCACAACACAACAGAAUUAUUUAAUUUCUAUCUGGAUAGCUUCUAAAAAUGUUAAAAUAAAAAAAAAAAAAAGUUUGUAAAUUCAAGCCGGUGGCACUUUUUUUUUUUUUUCCUUCCUCCUGUCACAACUGAAAAUUAGACGACUUUCCUCUGAAGCUGGACUAAGUUUGCUGUUAGACUUGCCUCGGAGUAAAUAAAUGUUUUAAAAACUAAAAAUAUUUUAAAAUCGGACCGAACUUUGAACCCAGUGUAUAUUUGGCCUGUUUCAGUAUGUUGUUUUUUCCAUAUUUACUUGUACAGUGUAAAUACAUGUAUAUUCUCAGCCUGUACAGUACAUCUUUUUUUCUUUAAAUUUUAGCCACCUUAAUAAAUGUUGAAUUGAUGUUAAAA
Molecule: messenger RNA, 4970 nt
Organism: Neoarius graeffei (lesser salmon catfish)
Lineage: Eukaryota; Metazoa; Chordata; Actinopteri; Siluriformes; Ariidae
Gene: sema4d
Product: sema domain, immunoglobulin domain (Ig), transmembrane domain (TM) and short cytoplasmic domain, (semaphorin) 4D
Exons: 18
Coding region: 375-2993 (872 amino acids)
Biological process (GO): axon guidance; positive regulation of GTPase activity; positive regulation of cell migration
Molecular function (GO): semaphorin receptor binding; chemorepellent activity
Source: RefSeq, a predicted model, not a curated record